AUGUCUUCCUCCAUGCCAAUGACUACUACUACUACUACUACUACUACUACUACUACUACUACUACUACUACACAAAACGAUACAGCAGACAUGAGCUCAUCGUCUGAUGCAACGGACGAAGCCAGCUAUUCCAAUGCCUCUCAAGUACAGACAAUGACAGAGACGCCAGUGUCCAAAUCUACAACAACAGCAGAGGCAACAUCAGAGCCACCCCUAACCACAGCCACAGACAUAGAGGCAACUGCUACUGCAACUACGGAAGAUCAAAUUGACCCAACCAUCCAAGUGCAUACGACAGCAGAAGCUCCCAUGACGCUUGAAGCCACACGGACUACACAGGACACUCAGACAUACACCGAAGCACCUGCUCCUUAUAACAAUAGCAAUGAUCCACCAGAUAGCCAGCGUAAAACAGAUACACAGCAGAGCAUGGCAUCGAAUCCAACAUUGACACUGACCGAAACAUCAAUUGCCUCUCUUUCUCCUACUCUUGUUGUUAUCACUAGAACAUCUGGUGUUAAUACCGUUCUAUCGACACCCACCUGUAUACCAGGCAGUACAGCAACAACGAGUAACGUGUGUAGUAGCAGUUCAUCAGCAUCAUCUCAAGAAGCAAACGCUGCUAAAAUAACAGUAGCUCAAAUAGCAGGCAUUGUGGUAGGCGUGUUGGGUUUGUUUAGUUUCUUGGCAGCAUGCAUUCUGAUCAAGAAACGCAAGCACAGGAAGACAAGCAAUAACAGAAGGAUUUCUCCCUUUUUCUAUAUGAACGACCAACAUCCAGAUCCAGAAAAGAACCUACAGUUCGAUACGAGCUCAGCAGCCUUGUGUCAAUCAUAUAAAAACGAGCAACCUCAAGCUGCCACCAACAGCAGUGUCAGUGAUAUGAGUGAAAGUGUGUGCGGUGAUAACGUAUUCUACAGCAACAGUACAGACUAUCAUCGCAGUAGCGUCACCAUGCAUCAGCAGGGCAUAAAUGAAACGUUGACAGUAAUCACGAAUCCUGGUAAAUCGUGCCAUGCUGCUGGGUAUGCCUCCUCACCUUUGAGAAUGGAUGCCAGUGUUGCUGAUACGCCUACCACAUUGUAUCCUCAUAUGAAACGUAGUGAUAGCAGUGAUUUCAGCAAGCAGACUUCCAGCUACAACCCCUUUUCCAAUCGACAACAAAACGACAAGAGGACAUCCAUAGACAUUGAUACAGAUAACUAUACGUUAUCAGCCAUGCAACUAUUUCAAUCCACCUCCAACAGAAACACUGCUACAACCACUACGACAUCCAGAUCCAUGUCUCUCAUGAGCUCCUUUGUCAGUGCUUCUCAACAGCAAUACAGACCCUCGUUGCAUAGUUCCAUGUGUUUAGGCAGCCAUAGAAGUAGUAGCGGUAACAAUAGCAGCAGCGAUGAUUCCAAUACCAUUCCAUCUUUACCGAUGGCUCAGCAGCCUCCACCGAGGUUUUCACGCCAUCAUCGACAAGAGAGCUCACUUGACCCACAUUUCUACCAACAAUACCAACAACAGCAACAUCAACCUCACUCAAUGUCACUUUGGGAUGACCAUUUGAAUUAA
Molecule: messenger RNA, 1563 nt
Organism: Mucor velutinosus
Lineage: Eukaryota; Fungi; Mucoromycota; Mucoromycetes; Mucorales; Mucoraceae
Gene: VPS53
Product: Vacuolar protein sorting-associated protein 53
Exons: 2
Coding region: 1-1563 (520 amino acids)
Source: RefSeq, a predicted model, not a curated record